AUGGCUGUUGGCAAGAAUAAGAGAUUGUCGAAAGGCAAGAAGGGUCUCAAGAAGAGAACCCAAGAUCCGUUCACACGCAAAGAUUGGUACUCAGUCAAGGCGCCAUCAACAUUCAACACAAGAGAUGUCGGCAAGACCCUCGUAAACCGAACGACCGGUCUCAAGAAUGCCAACGACGCCCUCAAAGGCCGCAUCUUCGAAGUUUCGCUUGCCGAUCUCCAGAACGACGAAGACCACGCCUUCCGUAAGGUCAAGCUCCGAGUGGACGAAGUCCAGGGCAAGAACUGCCUCACCAACUUCCACGGCCUCGACUUCACCUCCGACAAGCUCCGCUCCCUCGUCCGCAAGUGGCAGACCCUCAUCGAGGCCAACGUCACCGUCAAGACCACCGAUGACUACCUCCUCCGCCUCUUCGCCAUUGCCUUCACCAAACGUCGGCCCAACCAGAUCAAGAAGACCACAUAUGCCGCCAGCUCACAGAUCCGUGCCAUCCGGAAGAAGAUGACCGAAAUUAUCCAGCGUGAGGCUACAAGUCAGACGCUCGCUGGCCUGACCGGCAAGCUGAUCCCAGAGGCUAUUGGUCGUGAAAUUGAGAAGGCUACACAGGGCAUUUACCCUCUACAGAACGUGCACAUCCGGAAAGUGAAGCUGUUGAAGGCACCCAAGUUCGAUCUUGGUGCUCUGUUGGGUCUGCACGGUGAGAGUGGUCAGGAUGAUGCUGGUAACAAGGUCGAUCGGGGCGGUGACUUCAAGGAGCCGGCCCCGUUGGAGAGCGUGUAA
Molecule: messenger RNA, 780 nt
Organism: Cyphellophora attinorum
Lineage: Eukaryota; Fungi; Ascomycota; Eurotiomycetes; Chaetothyriales; Cyphellophoraceae
Product: 40S ribosomal protein S1
Exons: 3
Coding region: 1-780 (259 amino acids)
Biological process (GO): translation
Cellular component (GO): ribosome; cytosol
Molecular function (GO): structural constituent of ribosome
Source: RefSeq, a predicted model, not a curated record